CCUGAGCCUCUGACCAAGGAGGGACGAGGCUUCCCACAGAACAGACCGAAAGACAAAACGGCAGGAGCCAGGGAGAUGCCAGAAGCACAGCUGUACCCAGGUAAAAUGAAUAAAAUAAGGAAGUCAUCUUCCAUAAAGAAGGAGAGUGAAAUAAGGAAACCAGGGCAGGAAACCUCAGCAGAGAAGAAGGUGGUGGCAGAAAACGAAUCUAAGCUAAUGAAGAAAGCAUCAUCAAAAGCAACCAAUGACUGGAAGAAGAUAAUGGCAGCAAAGGCCGCAGCGAAAACAAUCGCCGCCAUGACAAGGGAACAACUAUCAAAGCACCAAAGCGAGUGGGGGGAGCCUACCGCGCAGGAGAUGGCCACGUUUCUGAAAAAGUACCCAGAUGCCCUGAUGCGCAAGGACCUGACUUUCUUAUCUCCAGCCGAGGCAAAGCGCUACUUGCUUUUUGUGGAACCCAAGAGGGCUGGCUCCACAGACGUGCUCAGCAGUGAUUCGGUUGAUAGCGUCAGCAGCAGUCAAGGCUGCAGGCGGUGGGAGCUUCCUGAGGAGCCAGAAACGGAACAGCAGAACCGCCUUAUUGGGGUGCUGAAGGCUUCUGAGGCUCGAAGUCGAGUCCGAGCGCUACGACUCCGAUAUACGCGGAUGAGGGCUGAGGAGAUAAAGCACCUGAUUAGCAGGCAGAAAACAGCCCGGGCAGCAAUCCGACUUGAACUAUUCCUGCCCCCUCAUCUGAACCCCACGAAGAUCCCGGACUGUCUGGACAGACGUGAGAGGCAUCGUGUAGAAGCCAUCCUGCAAGAAGACAACAUCCAUCCACUGUUCAGAUGAUUUGGAGGAGUCAGCUGGGGAUCAUUUUCCCUACACUUCAAGCUCUGGACCAAAAAGAAAAAGAAAAAAAAUGAGAG
Molecule: messenger RNA, 908 nt
Organism: Vombatus ursinus (common wombat)
Lineage: Eukaryota; Metazoa; Chordata; Mammalia; Diprotodontia; Vombatidae
Gene: LKAAEAR1
Product: LKAAEAR motif containing 1
Exons: 4
Coding region: 76-831 (251 amino acids)
Source: RefSeq, a predicted model, not a curated record